Messenger RNA from Rana temporaria (common frog), 2849 nucleotides. Its product is annotated as zinc finger protein 250-like. Bases 102 to 2849 code for a protein of 915 amino acids. The transcript has 10 exons. The record is from RefSeq and is a predicted model, not a curated record. Gene Ontology annotation, biological process: regulation of DNA-templated transcription. NCBI's taxonomy places the organism in Eukaryota, Metazoa, Chordata, Amphibia, Anura, Ranidae.
AGUGAUGUAAAGUAUAAACAGGAAGUUCCAGGUCAGAUGUGAGUCGGGAGGGAGUAGAGAGGAGACAUUGCUGGAACUGGCAGCAGAGGAGAGAGUCGUAUAUGGAUCCCAUGACCACCUUAUUGAGGAUGGAGGAAGACCAGAGUCACAUGACUGAAAGGAUAUUCGACCUCACCCUGGAGAUCAUCUAUGUGCUGGCUGGAGAGGGUUACAUGGUAGUGAAGAAGCCCUCUGGUGAGUAUUUGACAUCCAGUAACCUUCAGAAAGAAACUCGGAGACAUGGCAGUGUCCCUUCAUCUGUGCGCCUGAUUCCUGAAAGAAACAAUGAUAAGAAGAUUCUAGAAGUCACCAAGAAGAUGAUUGCUCUGCUGACAGGAGAGGUUCCUAUAAGGUGUCAGGAUGUCACUGUCUAUUUCUCCAUGGAGGAGUGGGAGUAUUUAGAAGGACACAAGGAUCUCUACAAAGACGCCAUGAUGGAGAACCAACAGCUUCUCAGUUGUAUAAAAGUGCCAAAAAAUUAUUUAUUAACAAAUGAGAUAAUGAACCACGUCAUGGAGAUCAUCUGUCUGCUAACUGGAGAGAACUGUAUCAUGGUUUUGAAGACAUCAGUUGACGAUAAUACAAUAAUAAACCAAGAACACGUGUCCACAAGAGUGAAAGGAAAACAGAAUCCCACUACCGUGACUCUACUUCCCCUUCUGACUCUUGAGAGAAACACCAAGAAGGAGAUCCUAGAAGUCACCAACAAGAUCAUUGAGCUGCUGACAGGAGAGGUUCCUAUAAGGUGUCAGGAUGUCACUGUCUAUUUUGAGGUAAAGGAGGAAGAGAUAUCCACAGAGCCGUCUACAGAGGAUGGGAUGGUUAUCAAAAGUAAACAGGAGCUACCUUCUUUAGAUAUAAACACAGAGGGACAUUAUGUCCAGAAUUUCUUGGAGGGAGAUCCCGUUAUAUUCUCAGAUGUUAACAAUAAUGGUGACGCAGCAUUUUCUCAAGAAGCCAAUCCGGUUAUUCGAUAUUUACAUCACAGACCUCACCAUACGGGGAAAUUAAUGGAUCCUGUUAAUUCUGAGGAGUCUUCUCUAAGCCAUGAAGGAGUCUACACAGGCAAUGAUUGUGGGAAAUCUUUCACUGAGAAAAGCGAACAUGUUAUGAACAAGAGAAGUAACAAAACUGGGCGUCAUUCAUGUUCAGAAUGCGGGAAAUGUUUUACGGGAAAAGGGAACCUUCUGACACACCAGAGAAGUCACACGGGUGAACGUCCUUAUUCGUGUUCCGAGUGCGGGAAAUGUUACACCGGAAAAGGAAGCCUUCUUACACAUCAGAGAAGUCACAAGGACGAGCGACCGUUUUCAUGUUCAUGGUGCGGGAAAUGUUUCACUCAGAAAGGGAGCCUUCUUAGACACCAGAGACUCCACACAGGGGAACAUCCUUUUUCCUGUUUAGAGUGUGGGAAAUGUUUUGCUGAUAAAAGAGCACUUUUUAAACACCAGAUAAUUCACACGGGCGAAUAUCCUUUCUCAUGCUCAGAGUGUGGAAAAUGCUUCACUCAGAAAGCGGACAUGCUUACUCACCAGAGAACUCAUACGGGAGAGCGCCCUUAUUCAUGUUCAGAGUGCGGAAAAUGUUUCACUCAAAAAUCGAACCUUCUUAAACACCAAAGAAGUCACUCGGGAGAGCGUCCUUUUUCAUGCUCAGAGUGCGGGAAAUGUUUCUUUCAGAAAGGAAACCUCCUUAGACACCAGAGGAGUCACACGGGAGAACGUCCUUUUUUAUGUUCAGAGUGCGGGAAAGGUUUCUUAUUUAAAAGGCACCUCGUUUUACACUUAAGAAUUCACACUGGUGAGCGUCCCUUUUCUUGCACAGAGUGCGGGAAAUCCUUCACUGAGAAAGCAAAACUUUUUAAACACCAGAGAGUUCAUACUGGCGUGAGUCCUUUUUCCUGUCCAGAGUGCGGAAAAUGUUUCACUCAGAAAACAGACCUUUACAGACAUCGGAGAAUUCACACGGGGGAGCGUCCUUUUUCAUGUUCAGAGUGCGGAAAAUCUUUUACCCAGAAAAGCAGUCUUCUCAAACACCAGGGAAUUCAUACUCGUGAAGGGCCUUUUUCCUGUGAAGAUAUAAGUCCUCGACAGAGAGUCCGGAAGGUCCAGUUACAGGACUCCAGAAGGCCCAGUUAUAGGAGUCCAGAAGGUGCAGUUCCAGAAGGUCCAGUUCCAGAGUCCAGAAGGUCCAGUUCCAGAAGGCCCAGUUAUAGGAGUCCAGAAGGUCCAGUUCCAGAAGGCCCAGUUAUAGGAGUCCAGAAGGUCCAGUUCCAGAGAGUCCAGAAGGUCCAGUUCCAGAAGGCCCAGUUACAGGAGUCCAGAAGGUCCAGUUACAGGAGUCCAGAAGGUCCAGAUACAGGAGUGCAGAAGAUCCAGAUACAGGAGUCCAGAAGGUCCAGUUACAGGAGUCCAGAAGGUCCAGUUACAGGCAGUUCAGAAGGUCCAGUUACAGGAGUCCAGAAGGUCCAGAUACAGGAGUGCAGAAGGUCCAAUUACAGGCAGUUCAGAAGGUCCAGUUACAGGAGUCCAGAAGGUCCAGUUACAGGCAGUUCAAAAGGUCCAGAUACAGGAGUCCAGAAGGUCCAGAUACAGGAGUGCAGAAGGUCCAGUUACAGGAGUCCAGAAGGUCCAUAUACAGGAGUCCAGAAGGUCCAGUUACAGGCAGUGCAGAAGGUCCAUAUACAGGAGUCCAGAAGGUCCAUAUACAGGAGUCCAGAAGGUCCAGUUACAGGAGUCCAGAAGGUCCAGUUACAGGAGUCCAGAAGGUCCAGUUACAGGUGUCCAGAAGGUCCAUAUACAGGCGUAUAG